Messenger RNA from Alosa alosa (allis shad), 1999 nucleotides. Its product is annotated as pannexin-1-like. The record is from RefSeq and is a predicted model, not a curated record. Gene Ontology annotation, biological process: monoatomic cation transport; positive regulation of interleukin-1 production. The transcript is spliced from 7 exons. The coding region runs from base 347 to 1564 and encodes 405 amino acids. NCBI's taxonomy places the organism in Eukaryota, Metazoa, Chordata, Actinopteri, Clupeiformes, Clupeidae. Gene Ontology annotation, molecular function: channel activity.
CGGCCCACCGGGGGCCUGGUUAGCGACCGUAAUGUGAGGUAGGUUCAGUGAGGUUUCUGCAGAAGUACAGAACAAGUUAAUUAAGUUAAGGAUCAGGAAAAAUAUUUAGAAGCGUUUUCUUCUCACACACGGAAGCAGUGUUUUGAUUGGCUGUUAGUCCAAUGGUUUUGAUUCUAGCCGGAAGUUGCGUGAUUGUUGAAGUGAAGACAACAAAUAGCGCGUGUUGUGAAUAUUGGCCGGUGGUCCUGGUGUUUCUGUGGUCGCAUGAAGCAUGGUGCGAGUUUAACUACAAGUGUCUUUCAGUCCCGAGGACCAUCGCUAACGGGAGUAGCUCGAGCUGUCAGACAUGGCUAUCGCACACGUAGCCACCGAAUACGUCUUCUCCGACUUCCUGCUUAAAGAGUCGCCAGAAGCCGCGAGGUACAAAGGAAUCCGUUUGGAGCUCACGCUGGAUAAGAUGGUGACGUGCAUUGCGGUGGGACUACCGCUCGUGCUCAUCUCCCUGGCCUUCGCGCAGGAGGUGUCUGUCGGUACGCAGAUCAGCUGUUUCUCCCCCUCUAACUUCUCGUGGCGGCAGGCUGCAUAUGUGGACGCUUACUGCUGGGCUGCCGUCCAGAAACAGCACCUCACUGAGGGACCCGAGAAAGGCUUACCGCUGUGGCUACACAAGUUCUUCCCCUACAUACUCCUGCUCGUGGCGGUGUGUGUGUAUAUUCCGGCAUUGUUUUGGCAUCUGGCUGUGGCUCCACCCCUCUACUCUGACAUCACUUUCAUCCUGCAAGAAUUUGACCAGUCAUACAACAGGGCCAUCAACCUUGCUACCCGAUUGGCCAGUUCACAGUCUGACACUCAUGGGUCUGUUCUAGAUCUGACGGACAGCUGGUUUAAGUACCCUCUGGUGGAACAGUACCUGUUGACUAAGCGCGGUUCUCGCGUUCUGCUGCUGCGCUACGUUCUGUGUCGCGUUCUCACGCUGCUGAUUCUCCUGAUGGCCGUCCUCUACCUCAGCUACUACAUCAGGCUGUCCUCUCAGACAGAUGAGUUUUCCUGCAGCAUCCGGACGGGAAUUCUGCGGAACUCUUCCGAUGUUCCUGCUGCCUUUCCCUGCAAGCUGGUUGCCGUGGGGAUCUUCCAGCUGCUGAGCGUGAUCAACGUGUGUGUGUACGGCAUGCUGAUGCCCGUGUGUGUGUACGCCACCCUGGUGCCGCUGCGCCAGAGCCACGACUUCCUCUCGCCCUUCCAGCUGCUGCCCACCCUGGAGGUCAUGACCUUUGACCCCGCCUGGGACGACCUCAGCCUCUUCCUACUUCUGCUGGAGGCCAACAUCGGCCAGCUCAAGUCCUACAAGUGCCUCAAGGUGUUGGAGAUGUUGAAGAGGCGAAAUGAGCAGUGUGAUGUCAUGUUGGUGCUCCAGAACUUGGGGCAGGUGAAGAGUGACAUCACUGACGGCAAACGCCAAGUGGCUACGGAACCCCCCAGGCCCCCCCACAACAGCACAGAGAUGAAAGAACUCUCUCCUUUGUUGUCUGCUCCUGCUGGUUCUGUGCGUCAGCGGUCCAUCUGACAGAGUAUCCAUAGAGACCGUGGUUCCAUCUGAUGCCGUUUCCAUAGUGACAGCAGACCUCCUGACGGCGUUUCCAUAGCGACAACAGACCUCCUGACGGUGUUUCCAUAGCGACAGCAGACCUCCUGACGGUGUUUCCAUAGCAAUGAACUCUGCUCCACUGCCUUGAUUGAUUGAUGGGGAAAUGAACCACUGAACUCCUGAGUGUUUUACUACAGGUGGAGUUUGUGUGUGUGUGUGUGUGUUGAACUCCUGACUACAGGUGGAGUUUGGGUGUGUGUGGUGGGGUCAUAGGUUGGAAAAGUGUGUGUGUGUGUGUUUAUGUGCAUGUUAACCAGACUGAUUAGUAAUGAAUUGGUUCGUAAAUACAGUGUGUGUGUGUGUGUGUGUGUGUGUGUGUGAGGUUAUAAUUAUGUGCCUUAAAUAAAGAAUGUU